Molecule: messenger RNA, 1584 nt
Organism: Rotaria sordida
Lineage: Eukaryota; Metazoa; Rotifera; Eurotatoria; Philodinida; Philodinidae
Source: the annotation of a GenBank genome assembly
AUGGUAGAAGAUUGGUCAGUUCAACAAUCGUAUGAUGAAUAUUUUCGUCAAUGUUCGCCCAUUUCGUGUAUCUACUUAAAAACUAUCCGUCCUAACUUUCUUGAAGUUCUAAAGACAAUUAUUGGUCUGCUUGGUGGAUUAUGUACAAUUCUUCUUAUUGUUAUUCCAUUGAUUGUCGGAUUCAUUCGACAAACAUUCUGGCCAAUGCCACAUACUGAUGUAAUACCAUCACCACCGCCACCUCGCAUUUCGUUAAUGAAACGUUUAACACAACAAAUUUUGCCAAAGUUUAAACAAAUUCUUUUCGAACUCAAUCUAUUUAAAAUUGAAACGAACGACAACAAUGCUGAACGUGAAGUUCGCUAUCAACAAAUAAUUACUCGAGUCUAUAUCGUAUCUCUUAUAACAAGUGGCACUCGUUUAUCUGUUCGAGCAAUAAAAAUAUGGUUUUUUGCUGCACAGAACAAUGAAGAGCGUCUCAAAACUCAUGUAACUGCCAUUCUUCUUAUAAUAACAUUCUCAACACUUGGUCUUAUCUAUAUAUUAUCAUCUGUAUCAGUAACAAAUCAAAUUUCUAACCCAUCAUCUAAAACCUAUGAAAAUCUUCUUAUUCAACAUUCCAAUACUCUUCAAUGUCCAUGUUCUCGAAUGUCAAUUAAAUAUAAAUCAUUCAUGAAUCUAUCAGUCUUGAACAGACAUCAAGUUUGUUCGAGUGAUUUCAUAAAAGAUAAAUGGAUUGAAACUCUUCUUUUACCUAAUCUUCAAUCUACAUAUUCUCCAACGGAAUUUCAAACAUCGGCUAUUGGUUUUUUUCAACUUCUUGCUUCUUUUUGUCAAUUUACUGAACAAUAUUUGACCGAUGAACUUUCUGCUUUAACAAAUAAAAGUCUUAUUCAUUCUCAAGUAGUAUCACCUCUACAACUCAAUAUACAAAUUCAAUCAAUUAUCAAACAAUUUCAAGUGGAUACGAGCAAUUCUUUCUUAAAUAUUUUAGAACUUAUUCGUGUGAUGAUAACUGAUAAUACACUGAUAUCUUUAUUUCAGAGCAAUUGGAAAUGGACUGAUCUUAUUUUUGUUGAUACCAGUCACUGGGGAAAAAUAUUGCAUACAAAGCCGGUAGUUUAUAAUGGUACAUGUAAUUGUGGUCUAUCUUCACAAUGUCUUCAAGAGAUAUCGGCAAUGCCGGGAUUGAAUGUUGGCUGCUAUCCACUUGAAGCUUUACUAAAAUCAAAUUUACAAUGUUUAUAUAAUCAUUCAUGUAUUCGUUUGAUUCAAUCAAUCGAUCAAUCAUUUACACCACUUAAUGCUUCUCUGACAAGUAAAUACAAAUUAAAUUCAUCUGUUCAAUCGAUUCUCAAUGAACUCAUGGUAGAGGAAUGGAUUAGUAAUGUAUCAUACGAGGAUUAUUAUAAUGUAUGUUCUCCAUCAUUUUGUUCCUAUUCGUACAUGAUACGUCGAUCUUUUCUUGAUAUUCUCUCAGUACUUCUUGGACUCUAUGGUGGUUUAGUCAUCAUUACAACUACUCUUGUAACUAUUCUCGUUCAUAUCUGGCAACAACGUCAUACUCGAGUUCAGACAUUUUAA